Messenger RNA from Ectocarpus siliculosus, 495 nucleotides. NCBI's taxonomy places the organism in Eukaryota, Phaeophyceae, Ectocarpales, Ectocarpaceae. The record is from the annotation of a GenBank genome assembly.
AUGAUCAUCAAGCAGCUACAACUGGCCUCUUCAUCGGUCUGCGGCGACUAUCGCGAGUUGACCGAAUUCCACGUCAACUUGAACUCCUGGACUCCCCGGCGCCUUUGGACAGCUAGCCGAGACGCACGUGGCCAACGACGCAGCCGAAAAGCGGCAGGAGUCCCCGGGGUACCUCCCGUGCUCGUGAGGCAGCUGACACUGAGUGACUGCUUCAACCCAAAGGUGACCGGCAUGCGCUGGCCCGAACGAUUGAGGGAGAUUGCCUUCGGCACGCAAUUCGACAACAGCCUUAGCGGCGUCGAGUGGCCACGGACGCUGGCGCACUUCCGUUUCGGGUGCUCAUUCGACCAGCCGCUAGUCAGAGUGGGGUUUCCCGAAGGUGUGAAGAGCCUGGCCUUCGGGUGCGGUCGCUCGGGCUCGGAUGUUGGCGGUGUCAAGUGGCCCGCAGAUCUCGAGUACCUCAAGUUCGGCUGCGGGUUCAACAAGACCUUGUAG